This is a messenger RNA of Microcebus murinus (gray mouse lemur), 2285 nucleotides long. NCBI's taxonomy places the organism in Eukaryota, Metazoa, Chordata, Mammalia, Primates, Cheirogaleidae. The record is from RefSeq and is a predicted model, not a curated record.
CUUUUUUUUUGUCUAAAAUAGGCCACCAAGGCACAUAUAAAACUCAAUACUAAGAAGCUUUAUCAAGCAGAUGGGUAUGCAGUGAAAGAACUACUGAAGAUCACAUCUGUCCUUUACAAUGCUAUGAAGACCAAAGGGAUGGAGGGCUCUAAGAUUGGAGAGGAAGAUAUCAGCAAAUUCAAGUUUGAUCUCGGCUCAAAGAUCGCAGAUUUGAAAGCAGCCAGGCAGCUUGCAUCUGAAAUCACCUCCAAAGGAGCAUCUCUGUAUGAUUUGCUGGGCAAGGAGGUGGAGUUGAGGGAAAUGAGAACAGAAGCUAUUGGCAGACCUCUGGAAAUAAAUGAGACUGAAAAAGUGAUGAGAGUUGCAAUCAAAGAGAUUUUGGCACAGGUUCAGAAGACUAAAGACCUGCUCAAUAACGUGGCCUCCGAUGAAGCUAAUUUAGAAGCCAAAAUUGAAAAGAGAAAAUUAGAAUUGGAAAGAAACCGGAAGCGACUGCAGACUCUGCAGAGUGUCAGGCCAGCCUUUAUGGAUGAGUAUGAGAAGAUUGAAGAAGAAUUGCAGAAGCAGUAUGACAUUUAUCUAGAGAAAUUUCGAAAUUUGACUUACCUGGAACAACAACUUGAGGACCAUCACAGGAUGGAGCAGGAGAGGUUUGAGGAAGCUGAAAAUACUCUCCGUCUGAUGCAGAACAAACUAAAGGAAGAAGAAAAGCGACUACUCAAGAGUGGAAGUAACGAUGGCUCAGACAUAGACAUCCAGGAGGAUGAUGAAUCCGACAGUGAAUUGGAAGAGAGGCGACUGUCCAAGCCACGGACAGCCAUGGAAGUACUCAUGCAAGGGAGACCCGGCAAACGAGUCAUGGGCACAAUGCAAGGUGGAGACUCCGAUGAUGAUAUGGAAGCAGCACCAGCUCUCUUAGGUAAAUGCAAGACUUCCAGCUCCAAGAAGCAGGAUGACUCAGAGGACAGUGAAAUUGACAUGGAAGAUGAUGAGGAAGACGAUGAUGAUUUAGAAGAUGAGAGCAUUGUGCUCUCACCAGCUAAGCCCAGUCGAAGGGUCCGGAAACCCGAACCCCUGGAUGAGAGUGACAAUGACUUCUGACCCUCUUGCCAAGGGAACUGUGCUGAUUAAAACCCUCAGAUCUGUAGGUAAAUGGGAAAAAAGAAGGUUAGGAAGGUAACAUAUAUUUUGUUCACUUAGCCAGAUGAACUCAUUGUUACUGAAGCAGUAUUUAUUUCUGCUUUGGCCUCCUAUGUUUGUUUCCCAUGAAACUUAAGAACUGAAGCAUACACCUAAGAUGUGUUUUGUUUGUUUGUUUGCCUUGUUUAUCUCCUAAAACUUGGGAAAUGCUUGUGUUCUUAGUGAUUUGCAUACAUGGGACUAAAACUUGAGAAGAAAUGAGAACUGACACCAUGUAAGUCUUGGGCCAUUUUUGUGGUGAUACGUUUCCUCUGAGAGUGGAGCAAACCUGGGGCUGGAAUAUGGCACAGGACUCAGUUUGGGGUUGUGGGGGAACACCUGGCUGUUAGUUACCCGCACAGUUUAGAACAUUCACUGUACAUCAGCUUUUAAUUCUGGCCUUUAUUUCACUUUAUAGUCUUAUUUUCUUUCUUCUGUUUGUCUACAAUACCAAGCAUUAAAUGUAUUUUAAUAACUAAAAUUUGCUGAAAGAAAGUUAGCUAAGUUAAAUGAAAGCCAGCUUUCCUUGAAAAAUGAGGCAGUAGAGAGAAGCUCUGGAUUGUGAAUAUGCCAUUUUUUCUCAGAAGACUGACAUUCCACUGGGAGUCAGAUCCACUUUGAUUGAAGCCACCUUCAUGUUUGCAUGGCUUGUGCUGAAUUUGGAAACUCUGCUGACCCAGUUACCCCUCCAGAGAUUCCAGACUUCUGGGCAGUGACAGCCGGGACAGUCCUUCCCACCAGCUGUCCUUUCUCUAAAGGAGCUUUGUCUUGUCUAAGGUGUGGUAAGACAUUAGUCCCCAACACAGGAUUGAAGAUUGGUUUCCUUAGAGGAAGGAGCCGAUUAAGGAAAACAAUGUUAGUACAGAUUCACACUUCUGAUUUAAAAAAUAAACCAGAAUUGAGUUAUGUAGCAUAGCACUAGAAGAAUUUCCCUUCUGUGAAAUGAGGAGUGACGGGUGGAGUUGGUUUUCUUUAAUGUUAAAAGUAUGCAGCUGUUUUCAUUUAUUUUACAAUUAAAGUCAGAAGACUUCUGAAGUAACUUAUCUUUUAAUAAAUGCAUUUAGUACCAUAUUUUUAUAUUAAAUAAGUUUUACUUGAAAACGUAA